GGUUGACUUUCAUGCCCCAGAAGUAAUUAUUGAAGGCGGAAGUUGACGCCGCUGCCAUUGGAGCUGGAUACAAUGGCGGGGGAUUCUUCAACUGAGCUUCUCUUUUUAGACACGUUUAAACACCAAAGCGCCGAGUUUACCAAUGUGGACGUGGUGCGCUUUCCUUGCGUGGCGCUGAUUACAGAAAUCCGAGUAAUUCCUCCCGGAAUAAAAGCCCACAGCAAUUUGCCUGACAGCAGAGCAUGCGGCGAGACGUCCCCUCACGCCUUCCAGUUGGAGCUGUUCUUCAAAAACGUUCCCAAACCCAACUGCCCCACCUUCAACAGACUUGGCAGUCUGGAGUAUGACGAGAACAAGUCGAUUGUCUUCAGGCCCAGUGGCAAGAUCAACACAGAUGGCCUGGUGCUGCGUGGCUGGUACACCACUCUGACCUUGGCCGUGUACGGGUCAGCAGAGCGUUCGCAUGGACAUGAGCAAGGGUCGCCCCCACCGCCGCCUCCCCCACCCCCUCAACAGCCAUGCGGCCCCAAAAGACUUGUAAAACAAGAGUGGGAAAAUGAUGACCAGUUCAAUGGGAGCCCCCCCAGACCUGCACCCCGAGGCCCUCGCACUCCACCGGGGCCCCCGCCCCCUGAUGAUGACGAUGAGGAGCAAGUCCAAGUUCCGGGAGCGAGCAUGGGCAUGGUCAAAGACGAGCCACGCGAGGACUACCUGGAGGCCGUGUCGCCCGAGAGGUCGCUGGCCGCGGACGAGGCGUACUCCGACGCUGAGCAAGAGGAAGCUGAGGACGAGGAGGAGGAGCAAGAGCAGGACGACGACGCGCGGACGGAGGGGAGCGCUCCGGAGGAAGAGGAAGAAGAAGAAGAUGAGGGUGAGGACGAGGAGAUGGAGGAAGGUGAUGACGGCUACGAACAGAUUUCGAGUGAUGAAGACGACCUGGAUAACGGCGCCUUCAAGCUGCCCUCCUUUGACAUGGACUACACUCCUGAGGACCUGGCAUCCGUGCCGCCGGUCCAGUUCGACCCGUACGAACGAGAACUCCGACCGCUUGUCUACUUCACCCCGCCGUACAAAACGCAUUUCGACAGCCAACUUGAAAAGCCCAGUGCGGAGAAGAGCAAAGACUCCAGUUGCCCGGAGGAAGCAGCGGGUGGAGAGACUGCCGAUGGGGCUGCGCAGGUAAAAGAGCUGCUGGGAAGCAUCGGGGAAGACAGAGAUGUCCGCUGGGUCACUGCCUUGGAAGAAGUAUCAGGACUGCUCGCCAAGGAUUCGGCUUGCCUCAUUAAACAGGCCGAGUGCACGGCCUUGGAAGAGCACGUCGGUAUUUUAGCCCGGUGGGCUCUCCAAGCACUAAGCAUGGAGAUUGCCCUCACACAACCGAUCGCCCUCAACCUCAGACAACUGAAAGCCGGUGCCAAGUUAGCGUCGUACCUCGCGGAGUGUCCGCAGGGCCUGAAGGUGCUACUGCGCGACGGGGCUCUGGAUGUGCUGUUGGAGCUUCUCCAUAGGGACCACGUCUCCUCCACGUUGAAACUGAGUCUUCUCAGGGCACUUGAUGCUCUGAUCAGUUCUCCAGUCGGGGUAGAGGCUUUCCUCAACGCUGGCAAGUCGGAGAAGAGUGGUUAUCAGCGUUUGGUGCAGCUCUUCCUGCGUGAUGAGACGGUGAGGGUCAUAACUGCCGGCAAUGCCAUCCUUCAGAAAAGUCACAUGUUUGAGAUACUGCUCGACCUUCGGCGUACAGCAGCAGCAUGGAGCGAGCCGCAGCAGGAGGAGCUUGAGGAUGUUGACAGCACCAUGGAGGAGGAGCCAGCCCUCAGUUCCUCUGCUGUGAGCGAAGCCGAGCUCGAUCGCUCGGUGGGUACCCUGGAGGAGUUGUAUCAGCUCCUGGAGACGGCCCCUCACUGCAUGGUGCAGCCCCCAGGAAAAGCCUUUCCAACUUCUGUGAGGAUUACGGGACCGCAGGAGAGGGAUGACCCGUACCCGACACUUUACAGGUACUUGCACGCCUGCCAUUUCUUGGAGAGCACCUCAGUGGUGCUUUCUGCAGCAGCGGCGGCCGGACACUUGGGCGUUAUCCAAGCCGUGAGGGAGCUCCUUCGCUUCCUGUCGCUCACGCAGUCGGGUCUGCUCUUCCUUCUCGCCCAACCCGCUCCCACCAACUUACUCUUGCGCCUCCUCGCGUCUGUGGCCGAGAACGACGCGGAGGAGUUGGCCCUCCCGGGAGGAGAGGGCGCUCUCAGCGGGCCCGGCUUUGGUGAAGAGGGCUUCGGCGUGUGGCUCAUGCAGGCCCUGCAUACUCUUCAGGGGGUCUCGGAGCUGAUGAACCACGUGACCUCAGGAGGAGACGGAGACGUGGGCUUGGAUGAAGGUGACAAUCCGGAGGUCCUGGCCAUGCUCCAUUCGCUCUAUCUCAUCACCUUCACGGCGACUGGCCGCAGUGCUGUAGUACACGUGUUGAGUUUGGACAACAACUUGUCCUGUCUUGUCACACUCUUACAGCACUACAGCAAGGAAGGACAAGGUGAAGCCAAGACUCGCAAGGCUGUGACGUAUAACUACGCAUGCAUGCUUGUCUUACUGGUGGUGCAAAGCUCAAAUGAACUGCGGAUGAUGGAGCAGUACGCUGCUCCGCUGCUCUCUGUAGCCAAGGUUGACGACGCCAAUGCCAAGUUACAGGAGCUGUGCAAAUGGCUGGAGCCUUUGGAAAAACUACGCUUUGAGAUUAGCAGCAUCUCACCGCUUCUGGACUAUGUCAAACAGAAUGUGGAAAACGUGCUGACUCCUGAUGGAACUGGAUUGGUCACCGCGCUCAGGGUGAUCUGCCACAUUGCCUGCCCCCAGCCUCUCGUUGGAGGUCAGCAAAGGGACCUGAAGUGGAGCCUUGCCUGUGUUCAGCUGUUCUCAGGCGAGGGUCUGGACACAUGCGUGCGCGUCCUGCAGAAGCUGUGCAGCGUACUGCUGCAGCCGUGGCGUUUGCACGGCAACAUGGGCCCCGUGCCGCAGCGCUGCAUGAUCCUCCACGUUUGCGUCAGCACGCUGAGGUUGUUGCGCACCAUGCUGACUGAGCUGCUCCGCGGUGGCGCGUUCCAGUUCAGGGACACUCGAGUGGCCAACGUGUUGGUCAUGCUCCACAUGAUCGUUUGUUCCAUCCCUGCAUCGGGACGACUGGAUGGGGACGAAACCAGGAUGCAGGCUCUUAUUGUCGACGUCCUGCUUACUUUUACACAGGGUGUCAAUGAAGAGGUGACGCAUACAGAGGAGACGCUGGCGAGUAACACGUGGUCACUGAUGUUGAAAGAGGUUUUGGUGUCAUUACUCAAGGCCCCUGAAGGGCUCUUCUCGGGUCUUACCCUGUUGUCCGAGCUCCUGCCGUUGCCGCUUCCCAUGCAAAGCACUCAGGUGUUGUCAGUACAAGACGUUGCGGUGGCCUUGAACACAAGGAAGCUGUGGAGCAUGCACAUACGGGCGCAAUGGAAAGUGUUCUCCGAGGCCUUGCAGUGCGUGUGCGUCACCAGCUGCGCCCCGCUCUUGGCCAUCCUCAGGAGAGUUUGUCUUCAGCUGGCUGACCUGUCUUCACCCACUGCAACGCUCAUCAUGAAGACCUUGCUGGAGUUGCUGUCGGACGAGCUGCAGCCGGCGGAGGGGAAACGUCCGUGCUGGGCCCAAGUAUUGCGUCUGCUUUCCCUGACCGACGCGCUGGCGUCACAGAGAGCUUGCAAGUGUGCCAUGCUUCACCUGCUUUCUGGGUCAGUGUCUGGAGACGAGCAACUGGCGGAUCUUUUCCCCUUGCUGCUGCCUCUGCUGGUUCCUCCCGCCACCCACUCGUUACAGCAGCAGCAUUGCAGCGAACUCAUGGGAACAAUAUUACAGUCACUGUGUGACCAGGACAUCUCUCUGGUGAUAUCUCAAGGGAGUGAAAGUUGCGUAUCGGAGGUGGAGCAGCUGGCCAACGCGCUGCCGGGGCGGGAGAUGAUGUCGUCCAUUUGCAACUCCUUGAUGGAGGUUUUGGGCAAUCGGGAAAGCAGCGCACCUCUUCUUCUCACCUGUAUCAGGACUUUAACAUUCCUCACAGAGCACGACUAUGGACUUUACCACCUCAAAGUGGCUCUGAAGAAACACAGUCCAGGUUUAUUCUCGCUUCUGAAGAGAUUAGCGCUUCCCUUCAACAAGGACUCUGCAGACCUGCUCUCAGCUUUGUUGGACUUCCUCCGACAGAUUGUCAGCACAGAGCCAGUGUGUCACGAGGAAGGCCAGGCAUCCGUCGAGGAGUUGCCAUUUGUUCCUCCUCCACGGUUGCUGAGUGCGUCUGAGAUGAAGAAUCUUCUGCAGUGGGAAAAGUCUGACUCUCAUCCUAUUCAGACGUUCGAGAAACAAAUCAAGAAACUUUGUAAGGAGGAUGAUUCACUGGAGACGCUAUUGGAGAGCGUGACGGUCCUGAGGCAAACGCUGGAGGCUGCUGCCGACGAGCCUCCUGCAGUUGACACCGAGCCCACUCUGCCGGCGCCCGAGACUCUCGCAAUUCAGUUUAAUCACAGGACUGUUUAUAUUCUUUCCGAAGCACUUGAUGAGCAACUCAAGGCUCUGUGGUUCUCUCCCUUCCAGACGGAUGACAUAGAGACUGAGCUCGACAUGGUGAAGGUGGAUCUGGUGGGUUUGGCUCAGGAAUGUUGUCCAGAACUGGACCUGAAGGCAGAACUGGAGCGCUCCUUCCUGUCCGAGCCCUCCUCGCCCGGUCACGCCAAGGCUCAAAAAGGCUUCCGGCUGGGGAGACACAAGCACGAGACCUUCAUCACAUCCAGCGGUAAAUCAGACUAUGUGGAACCUGCGAAGAGAGCGCACAUCAUGGCUGCCCCGCGCGGCCGCGGAGGUCGCGGGGGCCUGGGACAGAACUUCUGCCGACCCCACGACAUCUUCCGCCAGCGCAAACAAAACACUUCCCGUCCUCCCAGCAUGCACGUGGAUGACUUUGUGGCAGCUGAGUUUAAAGACAUUACCACCCCGAUUGGACUUUUGCCUCCUAAACGGCCCCUGAAAAGUUCCCCCAAGCUCCCCACGAGAGGACUUUUCACUGGUAACAGAGGGAGGGCCACCUUCCACAAUCAGACGCGCUUUUUUACUCCACCGCAGCCCAAAACUGUUCUCCUCUCUGGUAACUACCCUCGCAGGGAGGGCGGCCGAGGUUCGUCCUGGAGCGCUCACGGAGGAGCGCAAGUCCCUGCCGUCACUCACAGAGGAACCUACAGUGAAGCUCGCGGAGGUCAAAGCAACUUCACGCGAGGACCUCUGCCCUCACGACAACUUCCUGCAAACGCGUAUCGUCUGGCUCCUCGAGACCGAGCGCCACGCGGCCGAGGCGGAACCGGGCUGUCGUGGCUUAGCGGCGGCGGCGGCGGAGGAGGCGGCAACGUGGGAGGCGGAAGCGGCGGCGGAGGAGGAGGAGGAGGAGGAGGCAGGGGGGGCUCCCAGCUGAGCAAGUUCAGCGGCGGGGGCGGGAGCGGCGCCGGGAGGGGCCGACACGUCCGCUCCUUCACGAGGUAAACGUUGACUGAAAAGCCUCUCGCGGCUCCAAACGGACCAAUCGCGUUGUUUUAUGCCAUCGCCAUGGAAAUGUGUCCCUGGUGAUCUCGUCGUCGUCGUCCAAUGCAGAUUUUCUCUUGUUGUUUUCUUAUUAUAAAUUGUAAACUGAAAAUAAAGUUCAGAGUAUUUGA
Syngnathoides biaculeatus (alligator pipefish) is the source of this 5708-nucleotide messenger RNA. RefSeq names its product vir like m6A methyltransferase associated (gene virma). Gene Ontology annotation, cellular component: RNA N6-methyladenosine methyltransferase complex. The record is from RefSeq and is a predicted model, not a curated record. Lineage: Eukaryota; Metazoa; Chordata; Actinopteri; Syngnathiformes; Syngnathidae. Bases 73 to 5538 code for a protein of 1821 amino acids. Gene Ontology annotation, molecular function: RNA binding. The transcript is spliced from 27 exons.